Messenger RNA from Postia placenta MAD-698-R-SB12, 435 nucleotides. RefSeq lists its product as hypothetical. Bases 1 to 435 code for a protein of 144 amino acids. The transcript has 2 exons. The record is from RefSeq and is a predicted model, not a curated record. NCBI's taxonomy places the organism in Eukaryota, Fungi, Basidiomycota, Agaricomycetes, Polyporales, Adustoporiaceae.
AUGGCAUCCAGAGGAAAGCGUCGUGCAGAGCCUGCAGAAACAGAGAAGAAGAGCCUCGUAAUUUUCGAAAAAUUCCAAGCGGUGUCCUCAGAUGAGCUGGGAGCACUUGAUACCAGCAACAUCAUCACUGGCGGCCGCAGAACGCGCGGAAUCCGCGUAGACUACACAAAGGUUGAAGGGUUCAACCAGCUGGAUGAUGACGACGAUGAAGAAGAGGAGAAACCCAAGAAAAAGAGCAGGAAGGGCAAGGAGAUUGCUCCCGCUUCAAGCUCCAGUUCGAAAAAGAAAGUGGAGCCUCCUAAACCGACGAAGGGAAAAGCACCCACGUCGAAAACAUCUCGGAGAGUCGUGUCAGACGAAGAGGAGGAAGAGGAAGAGGCCGAUAAUGAUGAUGAGGAUCCAGAUGAGGGUGGUGGCGACGAAGAUGAGGAAUAG